AUGACAACAAAUGCAAACCCUUCUUUAGAAAUCCUCUCUUUAUCCAUUUCCAAGAAGAAAAUCAAACACUUGAUGUCUUAUUCGGGCCUGGAAAAGAAGCUUCAACCAGCAAAGAGGGCGUGGAAACGCUUCGCCAAGACAGUCGAGUCAAAAUUCCAUAACCUGAAUUUCUAUGGAGCCAUCAAGGGCAUCAAGACCAGCUCCAAUCGCCUCCUCUCUUAUUGCUCCAUCCGUUUCUUUGAUCCUUUAAAGAAACGUUCCGUAACCAGACCACCAUAUCGUGGCUACCAUUAUAAUAAUAGUCAUCUUUACCGACACUAUUAUAGCAACAAGAGCCAGGCUCAUAAGAACUUCUCACCCAUAUACAUAGACCAACUCUAUUCUGUGGAGGCUGAAGGUUCGUCGUAUUCGCUUCAGGCCAAGAAGCAUUUCCAUGCAGAAACUAGCAGCAGAGGUAAACAGGUGGUUGAUAAGCAGGUUUUGCCGAGAAAAGUAGAAAAGGAAAAGGAGAAGGAGAAGGUGCUGUAUAGCAUUGAAGAUGCUUGGAGAGAAGUUGUUGCUAAAUCACCGCAGCUAAGACCAGUGGAUGAGAGGGCUGAGGAAUUUAUAUCCAAAUUUCAUCGAGAAAUAAAGCUUCAGAAGGAGAAAUCCAUUCUUGAAUUUGAGGAGAUGUUGGCUAGGGGUGCCUAG
This is a messenger RNA of Hevea brasiliensis (rubber tree), 690 nucleotides long. RefSeq lists its product as uncharacterized. Lineage: Eukaryota; Viridiplantae; Streptophyta; Magnoliopsida; Malpighiales; Euphorbiaceae. The record is from RefSeq and is a predicted model, not a curated record. The transcript has a single exon. Bases 1 to 690 code for a protein of 229 amino acids.